Myripristis murdjan (pinecone soldierfish) is the source of this 3768-nucleotide messenger RNA. RefSeq names its product probable nuclear hormone receptor HR38. The coding region runs from base 108 to 1880 and encodes 590 amino acids. Gene Ontology annotation, biological process: regulation of transcription by RNA polymerase II; cellular response to corticotropin-releasing hormone stimulus. The record is from RefSeq and is a predicted model, not a curated record. Gene Ontology annotation, molecular function: nuclear receptor activity; RNA polymerase II cis-regulatory region sequence-specific DNA binding; zinc ion binding. The transcript is spliced from 7 exons. NCBI's taxonomy places the organism in Eukaryota, Metazoa, Chordata, Actinopteri, Holocentriformes, Holocentridae. Gene Ontology annotation, cellular component: transcription regulator complex; nucleus.
AUGUGUGUGAGCGCGCAGCGGCCGGCAGAGGUGACGCUCAUGGCUCUCAUCCGUGUGGAAUAAACGAAAACACUCCUACAAAAUCCGGAUAUCUGAAUGAAUCAGCAAUGCCCUGUGUACAAACCCAGUAUGGUACCCUGCCGCAUGACAGCUACUUCAGCUCUGAGUUCUUGAAUCCUGACCUCAGUGCCAAACUGGUAAUGGACAUCAGUGGCCAUAAGGACCAGCUAUCUGCAUCUUCGUUGCCCAGCAUCAACACUUUGGUGGGAAAUGGCUAUGUGGGGGAGUUUGACGCCUACUCUUGCAAGAUUACAGCCUCAGCCACUGCCUCUACUGGUUCAUUCAGCCAUACUGCAGUAGCAGGAAGUUCCAGCCCUCAGACGCAGCACCAGCCAUUCAAGCUGGAUGACCUCCAGGUAUAUGGCUGCUACCCAGGCUCCUUUGCACUCAGCUAUCUUGAUGAGACGUUGUCAUCUUGUGGCUCUGACUACUACAGCAGUCCAGGUUAUGCUGCUGGCUCUCCCCCAACACCAAGCUUUCAGGCUCAGUCAACACCUGCUUGGGAUUCCCCUUUCAGCCCCUAUACUUCUCCCCCAACCUCAGUGGCUGAUAAGGCUGCUGUAGCUCAGCAGCUUUCUUUCUUUACCUUCAGCUCUGCAGCAGAGCAGCACACUCCCCUCGGGCAACAUCAGGACCCUCAGCAGGGCCAGGAGGACCCUUUCUUCCUGUCUCCUCAGCAGCAUACCUCCCCACUUCAUUGCCCCCCGAUGUCCCUGGACCACGGACCUCUGGAAAGCCCUAGGAUAAUGGAGGGGACCAUGAUGUCUCCUAAAACCUGCAGCACAGCACAAACUGAGGGUCGCUGUGCUGUUUGUGGGGACAAUGCAUCCUGUCAACACUAUGGAGUCCGCACCUGUGAGGGCUGCAAAGGUUUCUUCAAGAGAACUGUACAGAAAAAUGCAAAAUAUGUGUGCCUCGCCAAUAAAGACUGUCCGGUAGACAAGAGGCGCAGGAACCGCUGCCAGUUCUGCCGUUUCCAGAAAUGUAUUGCAGUGGGAAUGGUCAAAGAAGUGGUUCGCACAGACAGCCUCAAAGGUCGUCGGGGUCGUCUACCCUCUAAACCUAAGACUGUGGCUGAGGCUUCAUCCACCACCCCCCAUGUCAACAUAAUAGCUUCUCUCGUCAGGGCACAUUUAGACUCCAAUCCGACCAUAGGAAAGCUGGACUACUCCAAGUACCAGGAGACAGAGGUCAGCCUGUCAGAGAAGGAGGAUGCCAAUGAUAUCCAGCAAUUCUACAACCUUCUGUCUGGUGCCUUGGAUGUGAUAAGGAAAUGGGCUGAGACUAUCCCAGGAUUUACAGACUUCUGCGUGGAGGACCAGGAGCUGCUCCUUGAAUCCUCCUUUGUUGAACUCUUCAUCCUUCGCUUGGCAUACAGGUCCUGUCCGGAGAAGAACAAGCUCAUCUUCUGUAAUGGAGUCGUCCUUCAUCGCAUGCAGUGUGUUCGCAGCUUUGGCGACUGGAUCCACUCCAUCAUGGAUUUCUCCCAGAGCCUUCACCGCAUGAACUUGGACGUGUCCUCUUUUGCCUGUCUGGCAGCACUCGUCAUCAUCACUGAUCGCCAUGGCCUUAAGGAGCCCAAACGGGUUGAGGACUUCCAGAACCAUAUCAUCACGUGUUUAAGGGAACAUGUGAGUGGAAACGGAUCCGAGGCAAGCCGCACCCAGCCCAACUUUCUUUCUCGUCUGCUGGGCAAACUCCCUGAACUGAGGACACUCUGCACCCAGGGCCUGCAGCGCAUAUUCUACCUGAAACUGGAGGACCUGGUUCCCCCUCCACCAAUUGUGGACAAACUUUUUAUGGAUACCCUGCCAUUCUGAGAGUAAAAGCCAAAUAAAUCAAAGGACAAAAUCUUAACUGAUGAUUUAACUCUGGAAAUAGAGACAGACUCAAAGGAACUGGAAAGCAAACACCGAGACUGAGUUCUUUAAUUAUUGAACUACACUGUUGAAUGCAUUUUGUGAGGUGUGUGCUUCACCCCUCUCCACCACACUGAUAGGGGUGUGAUUCUUUUCCAGUGACCAGUUGACCAUUAUUUUUCUAACAUAAAGUUUGAAAACUGAAUUUAGCACAUAUAUGUGCAAGUACACAGAGCUGAAUAUCUUAAUUUCAGCUCAAUGAAUUUGUCACAGACGGAACUGAAAUCAAAUAUUUCAGGAGAAAAGUUGAAUAGUUUUUUUGUGUGCAUUUGUAGAGUGGCUUUAUUGCUUUGCAACAUAUGUGAAUGCUGUCUUUGCACGCUGCAAAUAGGACAUGGGUGGUGAGGUAGAUGUGAUGCAGUGUUAUGUACUUAGCCUUCACCAAAAAACACUAUAAUAUGAACACAAAUCUCUUUAACACAGUGUCUUCACCAUUGUUUUUUUUUUUUUCACCCCACUUAGACUGAAGUAGCCGCACACAGGGACAGACCACCUCUAAUCUCCUACAGUCCGUAGAAUCCUACUUUUCUUAGAGUUUUUUACUAUAAAUUUGGAGGCUCUUAUACUGCAGGCAUUUAUUAUAUCACAAAAGAUGGUUAUAGUCUGAAUUGUGCACCUGUGGAAGGUCUUGGACCAAAGUUUAUUCUUAUUUUGAUACUACAGAUUACACACCUUAAAGCCUUAACUUAAACAUACUGCCAUAACUGUUACACUGCCAUCUUGCAACACCUUGUAAACAUGGUUGCUGGCGGGGUUCCCCUUGCCUAACUUUAUAUAGGCAAACUAUCCACUAAGCUCUAUUUCAUAUGAUUUUACAGAAAGGCACACUGGCAUGGUAAAAAAAAAAAAGUGUGCAAAAGUGCCUUUAAAAAAAGCCCCAAUUAUUGAAUCACAUAGAGGGAUUAUGAAUGCAAAUUCACAGAUUUCAUUCCAAAGACCACACAGCAUACGGGCCCCAUUUAUAAAUCUCUGAAAGAAACCAAUAUCACCAUCAGCAUUUCUGAUCCUGAAUUUUAUAUGUUUAAAAAAAAUUCAGGUCUGUGCCAGCAUUUGAUUUGAAGUGCCUGAGGAAUGCAAGUGUGACUGUAUUAUGACAAAAAGCAUACAAUACUUGAACGCACAAACUGCAGAGCAAAACUGGAAAUGUUUUUUUAAUCGAUGACGGUUGGUUUAGGAACCUAGGACCUUCCCCAUGGAACUAAAGCUUGAUCACGUGUUCAAACCCUCGAGACAAUGUCAUUCAUAACUGAAGCUGUCAGGGUUAAGACGAAAAAUGAGUGUUUGUAUGAAUAUGGAGGAUGAAUAGUGAAAACUGUAUGGCUAAAGAUGCUUGAAAGUCAGUGUAAAAUCUCCUGCUGGGAUGACUCGUGUUCAUAACAAAUGAGAGACAUUUCAUAUUUUACAGGCAUUAUUUGGUUUGUGCUUUUUGCUGUUAAAUGGAAACACUCACUUAGAUCGCCCUGUAUGUGUUUUGAACCUUAACUCUGUGUUUUUGUGUCAGCCUCGGCUGCUUUUUUGUUGUCUUCCACAUUCUUCUAAAUAGGAGCAUGUGCAGUUUUUAUAUGUUGCAUUUUUUCCCUUAAUUUAAUCUCAAAAUGGACUAGAGAUUUCUUAAGUUGAAAUCACAACGUAACGUGAUGAAAAGACGAGCAGCUAAGAGCACGCCAGUGUUCAAACACGGUAUACAGAAUACUUCUUUUCCUACAAAUUUUAUCCGUUUUCAAGGACAUCUUUUUUGACUUAAAGAAUUUGAAAUACUGUGAGGGAUUUUGUGAUAUGGUGGAGAAAU